This is a messenger RNA of Protopolystoma xenopodis, 976 nucleotides long. NCBI's taxonomy places the organism in Eukaryota, Metazoa, Platyhelminthes, Monogenea, Polystomatidea, Polystomatidae. The record is from the annotation of a GenBank genome assembly.
CAGGCAUACUCUGAUACAUUUACUAACCUCGAUUGCGACAGGCCUCAUUACCAGUCCUCUUGUCCUGCUCGGCCUUCCAACUCCAGCUAUUUUCCCGGACUCAGAAGCAACUCAUUCUUCAGUUGCGCCAUUAAGCUAUCAUAACCCUCUAGAGGUGACAAAGAAUUGUCAGGCGGAUCUUGUUGAAGAUAAACAUUGUAUUGAUACAAGACAUUAUGUUGAAACUCCAGUCGUAACUGAUGGUAAAAUACUCUUUUCUGCCACUUCUGCAGACCAUAAACGCUUACACACUCAAGAAUCUACUAUUAGUGCUGGACUGGAUUCGCACCAGCAUUGUGACGGCUGCCAAAGAGGAACUAAACGUCUGGCCGAGUUUCGGACCUGGAUUCCAGCACUAACAGAGACAGUUGUUGGUGCAGCUGCAGCUACAUGCUUGCCAAGUUCCGUUGUGGCUUCCCUCUCAACUGAGAAUGAAUCUGAGGAAUUUACAGAGGCUACGUUUAACCGUCGUCUUUUAGUUGGCCAGCUCACAGUGCUCCAGGCCAACCUAAUUACAACUCUACUUUAUAGUCCUAUACUUUGUCAUCGGAUUAACCCUUUUCUCAUAAUCUCGUCCACACCUGAUCAGGCCUCCGGAAUGGUAUCAGCAACUGGGACUCUGCAUCCAACGGUCUGUCUUGAAUUUUGUCUCUCAGUGCUGGAAGGAAUUCAUAAUCUUGCCAACAAAAUGUCUUCUCUUAAAGGAUUAAUGGCCUCGCAGAACUCUGGAUUUGAUGACCUCAGCACCGAAUCCUCCUGGCUAGUUCGUCUUAUUUGUGGCAAUCCUUGGGGUUCGUUUGGCAUACCUGCAGCCAGAAAUAAUGAUUCUCAACUUCACUGUAUAAGUUCUUUGGCCAAUUUGCCAACUCCUGAUAAGGCGCCCCUCGCCACUAGUCUCCUUCAAACAGCCAUCUUAGAUGGACAUGGUAUAGGGUAA